UAAAGCAUUAAGAGCCAUGCCUCGUUCAUUAAAGUGGAGUUGGGAAAUGUGAGACCGCCCCCUUUCAGGAGUUUAAAAAAAAAGAAAAGGGGGUAGAGAGAAAAAAAUCGAUUAUUUCUCCACGCAGGAGAGCAGAAGGUUUAGGGAAAGACUUGGUCGGGAUUGUGGUGAGGAACAGAAACAGCUUCGCAACAUCAAUAUCAAGCUUCAGACGUCCAGUACUAAUACCGGCACCACCUCCAACACAGCCGCUCCACCGAGUCCCUCGCCGCUCACCGGCACUACGCACUAGCAGACCAGACGGUGCGUCCUCAGUGCCUCCUGAGCGAGCUCUGUCGGAUCAGAGAGAGAGAGGGAGAGAGAGAGAGGAGAGAGAGAGAGAGAGAGAGGGUAGUUUUCUCUGACAUUAUAGGGACUCAUACCACGUAUUGUAGGUUACUUUUUUUUCCUCUCGGCGCCGUCCUCCUGCUUAGUUGCGCUCCUGGAUUUUAAGUGCGUCUCGGCGAACUCCGUCCCCCAUCAAGCUGCGGCUCCAACCUUCCUGUCAAACGGCCGGACCAAACACCCGGCGGACCGCUUGUUGUAGCCUUCUCUCGCUUCACUCGGGACAAGAUUUCAGAUAAAGUACAGAUGCUGGAAUCUUUGAGUUGAUUGAAACAAAUAGAAAGCAGGAAAAAAAAAGAAGAAAAGACAAAGCAAAGGAAGAGCGGAAACGUGAAGAGAAACGGGAGAGAGAGAAGAGAAGAAGAAAGAGAAGAGAGAAGAAAGCUUGAAGUUCUUUAGAAAGAGGAGAGAAAGAAAGAGACGGGGACGAUGGGGAGGAAAAAGAUUCAGAUCACGCGGAUUAUGGAUGAACGCAACAGACAGGUGACAUUUACAAAGAGAAAGUUUGGCCUGAUGAAGAAGGCGUAUGAGCUGAGCGUGCUGUGUGACUGUGAGAUUGCCCUGAUCAUCUUCAACAGCACCAACAAGCUGUUCCAGUAUGCCAGCACAGACAUGGACAAGGUCCUGCUUAAAUACACCGAGUACAAUGAGCCCCAUGAGAGCAGGACCAACUCUGAUAUCGUGGAGACAUUGAGAAAGAAGGGCCUAAACGGCUGUGACAGCCCAGAUCCCGACGCAGAUGACUCGGCAUUGAGCAAGAAGGAGAACAAAGGUGGCGAGAGCCCGGAGCUCGAGUCCGCUCUCAUCCUCACCCCGCGCACUGAGGAGAAAUACAAACAGAUUAACGAAGAGUUUGAUCACAUGAUUAAAACUCAUAAGAUACCUGCCGUGCCCCCAUCGAACUACGACAUGCCCGUGUCCAUUCCUGUUAGCAACCAGAACAAUCUCAUUUACAGCCAUCCCGGUGGAUCCCUAGGCAACCACAAUCUGUUGCCACUGGCACACCACGGCCUACAGAGAAACAGCAUGUCUCCUGGAGUUACACACAGACCCCCCAGUGCAGGUAAUACAGGUGGCCUCAUGGGUGCCGACCUUACCACUGGCGCAGGCACCAGUGCUGGAAAUGGAUAUGGGAACCACCGCAACUCUCCUGGUCUGCUGGUUUCUCCAGGUGGCAUGAACAAGAACAUGCAGACUAAGUCUCCCCCACCCAUGAACCUGGGCAUGAACAACCGCAAGCCUGACCUACGUGUGCUCAUCCCCCCUGGUGCCAAGAACAACAUGCCGUCCAUUAACCAGAGAAUAAACAACUCUCAGUCUGCUCAGUCACUGGCCACCCCAGUGGUAUCAGUAGCAACUCCUACUCUACCAGGACAAGGCAUGGGCGGUUAUCCAUCUGCCAUUUCUACUUCUUAUGGUACCGAGUACUCCCUGAAUAGCACAGACCUGUCCUCCCUGUCUGGCUUCAACAGUGGCAGCUCUCUACACCUUGGUUCAAUGAGUGGGUGGCAACAGCAACACCUUCAGAACAUGCAGCAUUCAGCGCUGGGCCAGCUAGGAAAUUGUUCUAGCUCUCACUUAUGUCAGGGUUCAAAUCUGUCCCUGCCCUCUGCUCAAAGCCUCCACAUCAAGUCCGAACCUGUUUCUCCUCCUAGAGAUCGCACCAGCAGCACACCGGGGGGCUACGGUGGCGGGGUGCCACCUCCCCAGAACCCCUCGUCCCGCCAGGACUCGGGACGCUCCCCUGUUGAUAGCCUGAGCAGUUGUAGCAGCUCCCAUGAGGGCAGCGACCGCGAUGAGCACAGGAAUGAGUUCCACUCACCUCUGGGACUGGCCCGGCCCGCCCUGGAUGAGCGUGAGAGCCCCUCCAUCAAACGGGUACGCCUGUCAGAAGGAUGGGCGACAUGAUUGCACUGUCCACACCUCUGCAGUGCCCCAAGUUGCCCCGAGCUCCCGACAAUGCAGCAUUACGAUGCCCCACAGUCAGCUCCCUCCUCUUCCUCCUCGCACUCGAUCUCAUGAGUCACUCACCGCCCAACCCCAUGGCCUCUCUCCUUUUUUCUCUUUAUUGCAGAAGGAAAGCAAAGGGACAACCCUUUCCAAAAAUCUGUUUGUAAUUUCUUUUCCUUAUUUUUUGUUCCUUGUUUUGAUUUUGCUGAGUGUGCGUGUGUGUGCGUGUUAUACAUAUUGACAUUAUAUAAAGCAGUUGGGUGUUGUAAUGGGGGCUUGGGAGGGUAGUUGUUGUUUGGGAUGGGAUCUGGGGGUAUAUUUGUUGGGGAACUAUGCAUAAAUUGUAUUGUGGAAAAAAAAAAGAAUCAUGUAUGCAUAUAUCUUUACACGUGCAACACGUGUGUACAGAUGUGCAUAUCAACAAAUACAAAAAAAAAAGGUCAGGUACUCUGUUUCAUAAAACGUACUUACAAUUUGCCCCAGUGCUAUAUCAGUGAAUAGAGACAAAAAAACAAAACAAAAAAAACAACAAAAAAAACAAGAUGAGCGUGAUUGUGUCCAGUGAAAAACACCUUAGCACUUGAGUUGGACAAACAAUACAUGUGUACAGUAUCAGUUUCAUUGCUAUAGACCUUCUCUGCAGUUUUACCUUGCAAAAAUGUGUGUUAACAUUAGAUGAUGUCAUGUUGCAGGUUCAACGUAUUUAUGUAAAUAGCGGGUCAAGGGGGUAAAAGGGCCUGGGGUCAAAAGUCGCCAGACAUUACAAGAUUUAUUUACUCACUAAAUGAAAAAGCUAUUAUGCAACAUUUGAAGGAUUGUACAGGUAAACGAGAAAACCCGAUGCUAGAUGUGUGGAACCCUUGAUCGUUUUCGUGCUCCCCUUAAAGAACGGAGUGAGGACCACUCUUUGAUCUAAGAGCUAUGUCGGCGUAAUCAAGAAAAUCUCUGGAUCUAGUAUUAACUAUUCAGUAUUGAUAAACAAAAAAAAGAGAAAAAAACAAUUGUACAAUACACUUGCUUAUAUUUUCAUAUGAAAGGAAUAAAAUGCAAAGCAUUUUUGUGGCUUUUUGUAGUUUCUAUAAGCCAGAAUGUGUUUUUUGAUAGCUUUGCCAAUAAGAGAUGGAUAGUUCACCCAGAGGGGAAAUGACAGGGCUUCAAGCCCCCAAGCCAUGAAAAACAGACUGAGAUCCAAUGCUUUGCUGAACUGUUUAAUCUUUGUAGAGGUUUGUUUUUAAACGUGUAUUUCUUAUUAUAUAUAAUAAUGGUAAUAUUAAGAAUCUUUUAAAAAAAAUCUGUGAAAUUAACAUGCUUGUGUAUAGCUUUCUAAUAUAUAAAUAUAUAUAAUAAUGAUUUUUUGUUGGUUUCUUAGUGAAGUUUCUAUGUGCUGUUGCACAUGUUGUCUGGUUUGUUUCAUUUUAACUCUGAACAGGGCUGUUUGGGCGGGGUGUUUAGACUAACCUUAAAAACCAGCUGGAAAGCAUUGCCAGGGUUGAAGCCUGAAUGCUGAAAAACCUAAUUUCUAGUGGAAAAUGUCACGAGGCUGAAUCUGGAGACGACACAGAAAUAAAUGUUGACACGUAACGUACACGAUUGUCACACUGAUGAGGAAAUAUGACAGAGCCGCAGUCUCCGGAUGCAUUUUUAUGCAUCCCGAUAUUUCGUUAGGAGUCCAAAUUAUUAUAAUUUAAUAGUCACAGUCAUAAAACAUAGAUUUGACCUCAUCGAUUUUGAAUACCACCUUCAAUUUUCAACCCAGUCUACCUUGUGUUCGAGAUGCCGCUCAGACGCAAACUGUAAAAUCUUCCUUUGAAUCGCAUUAACGUAAUGCGAUUUAUGCAUCGUGAUUAAGUACUCUUGUUUUCAAACCUAAUUUAAUUCUGUGUCGCUCCAGUCUCGAAAACAGGGUUCCACAUCCUUUACCACACUGUCGCAGACAGUUCAGCGUAAGACACAAAACAGAACAAACUGAUCAUGCUGGUAUGGGAGAAGCACAAUUGUUUAUUCUUGAUGAAUAGCUUUGAUUUUCUCUUUUUUAAACAAUGAAACUAGCCACAUAUCUCUCCGCCUCCCACACCCGUAUCUGCUGUCACUUAAGUGUUAUGAUAUUUCUAUGUGCAUAUUUCAUGCAGGUUCACUAGGUUGUUACUGUAUACAGUCUGUGUAGUCAAAUGGGGCAGAGCCUCUAUAACAGUGUUUUUCUUCUUCUUCUUUUUUUUAAACUUCAAUAGAAAAAAAAAGGUUGGGAAAAAAAUAAACAUGAUGUUUCAGGCAGCGUAAGUGUGGAGAAACCAAAGCCAGUGGCAUUUCUGUGUUGUAAAGUCAGCUUUUAUUUUCACAUUCAUUUAUGGGUUUUUUUUUUCUUUUGCAAGCAUUGAAACAAGAUAAUAAAAGAUUCUGCUUAAAUUCA
Oreochromis aureus is the source of this 4741-nucleotide messenger RNA. It is a transcript of the gene mef2cb, whose product is annotated as myocyte enhancer factor 2cb. The transcript has 11 exons. The record is from RefSeq and is a predicted model, not a curated record. Gene Ontology annotation, molecular function: RNA polymerase II cis-regulatory region sequence-specific DNA binding; DNA-binding transcription factor activity, RNA polymerase II-specific; histone deacetylase binding. The coding region runs from base 814 to 2292 and encodes 492 amino acids. NCBI's taxonomy places the organism in Eukaryota, Metazoa, Chordata, Actinopteri, Cichliformes, Cichlidae. Gene Ontology annotation, biological process: positive regulation of transcription by RNA polymerase II; cell differentiation.